This is a messenger RNA of Fonsecaea monophora, 324 nucleotides long. RefSeq lists its product as hypothetical. Bases 1 to 324 code for a protein of 107 amino acids. The record is from RefSeq and is a predicted model, not a curated record. The transcript has a single exon. Lineage: Eukaryota; Fungi; Ascomycota; Eurotiomycetes; Chaetothyriales; Herpotrichiellaceae.
AUGAGCCAAAACCACUCGCGCAUGAUCGACUACAAGGAGCAACAUCUUACCAAGCGCAAUGAGAGUCUGAAGAAAGUGAGGCGCGAGAACGCCGCCAUCGGAAAUCAGCUCGUUGACUACGGUGUAUAUCGUGACGCUACACAAGAGAGCGACAGCUCCCCCGAACCGGGCGAGUCUUUCAUCGAUGAACCAUAUUCCCGCCCACCCCAGAAUGAAGGCUUAUGCAGCGGUGUCACCAACGAAAUCCCUGCUCCAGGUCUGAUUCCUACUUCCCUUCCCGCUUCGGCUAUUGUCUACCCCGAGUCCGACCUCGACCUCUGGUAG